AUGGAGAAUUGUUCAGAGGUGGAGGAAUUCAUCCUUGUGGGAUUAACAGAUGCCCCAGAGCUUCAGGUUACUCUCUUUAUAAUAUUCACCAUCAUCUACCUCAUCACCCUGGUGGGCAACCUGGGAUUGGUAGUUCUGAUACUGUGGGACUCCCACCUCCACACAUCCAUGUGCUUUUUCCUCAGUAACUUCUCUCUGAUAGAUUUGGGCUACUCUUCAUCCAUUACUCCUAAAGUUAUGGCUGGAUUCCUCCCAGGGGACAAAACCAUCUCCUAUAAUGGAUGUGCUGCACAAAUGUUUUUCUUUGCAUACUUUGCCACAAUUGAAAAUUAUCUCCUGGCUGCUAUGGCCUAUGAUCACCAGGCUGCUGUGUGUAAGCCCCUCCAUUACAACACAACAAUGACAUCUAGGGUUUGUGCUUGUCUGGUCACUAGUUCCCAUAUGUGUGGUUUUCUUUUUGCCUCCAUUCACACAGGAAGCAUCUUCAGCCUCUCCAACAUGAUCCAUCACUUUUUCUGUGAUGUUCCACCUCUCUUGGUUCUCUCCUACUCUGUCUCAUACGUCAAUGAAGUGGUUAUUUUCUUUGCUGUAGGAUUCAAUGUGUUCUUUGCCUUUUUUUUCAUCUUGAAAUCCUAUUUUUUAAUUUUCAUUGCCAUUUUGAGGAUGCAAUCAGCUGAGGGCCUCCAGAAAGCCUUCUCUACCUGUGCUUCCCAUCUCACAGCUGUGUCCAUAUUUUAUGGGACAAUAAUCUUCAUGUACUUACAACCUAGCUGCAGGCAUUCCAUGGACACUGACAAAGUGGCUUCAGUGUUCUAUACCAUGGUCCUUCCUAUGCUGAAUCCUCUAGUCUAUAGUCUGAGGAAUAAGGAAGUCAGUAGUGCUUUUAGGAAAAUCACAAAGCAGACAAAGUCUUCAUUAGGUAUCUCCUUUUAA
Messenger RNA from Vombatus ursinus (common wombat), 933 nucleotides. Its product is annotated as olfactory receptor 5B12-like. The coding region runs from base 1 to 933 and encodes 310 amino acids. Lineage: Eukaryota; Metazoa; Chordata; Mammalia; Diprotodontia; Vombatidae. The transcript has a single exon. Gene Ontology annotation, cellular component: membrane. The record is from RefSeq and is a predicted model, not a curated record. Gene Ontology annotation, molecular function: olfactory receptor activity; odorant binding; G protein-coupled receptor activity. Gene Ontology annotation, biological process: G protein-coupled receptor signaling pathway; sensory perception of smell.